GCAGCGAUUCUACUGGGCCAGCUGAAUGAAGCCGGGCUGGAAGGCGACGUGGUUUCGCUGACUGCAGCCAUCACUGCCUGCAAGUUUCAAUGGCCCCUUGUGUUGGCGCUCCUCGACAGGUGGCGUUUUGCAGGCAAUUCUGCGACCUAUACUGCAGCAGUCGCCGCCUGCCAGCUGGACGACCAGUGGAAUGCGACAAGUAGACUGCUGAGCCUCUUCCGCGAAGGUUCUGGCUGGAUGUGGUGGUGA
Symbiodinium necroappetens is the source of this 249-nucleotide messenger RNA. The record is from the annotation of a GenBank genome assembly. Lineage: Eukaryota; Dinophyceae; Suessiales; Symbiodiniaceae.